Messenger RNA from Rubroshorea leprosula, 878 nucleotides. NCBI's taxonomy places the organism in Eukaryota, Viridiplantae, Streptophyta, Magnoliopsida, Malvales, Dipterocarpaceae. The record is from the annotation of a GenBank genome assembly.
AAAUCCACCCGACCCGUUAACCCGACCCUAACCCGACCCUUAAAAAACGGGUUAGGGUAUACAUAUCUCAACCCGCAACCCGUAGAUAACCCGUAUUAUCAACCCUUGACUUCUAAUUAGGUGGUUUGUGGGCAAAAGGAGGUAAAUGCAGCUCAUCAUGAUUCUGUUGCUAUUGGGGUGGGCUGCACGAUCACAGCACAGCUCUCAAAAUUUGUCACAAUCCUCCUACCCUCUACCAAUAUUAAAACCCACCUCACUCACCCUCCCUUGCCCUCCCACCAAAGCCAUUUGCUUACACAAUUUCCUAACAAAGGAUCUCUACAAUGGCUAUUGCCCUCAAGGCCUUUCUUCUUCUUUCCAUCUUCCUUCUCAUCACCAUGUUAUCUUCAGGUUUUUACACUCUUCUCAGCUAAACUUCAAUUGUUUGCCAUCGUUUAUUAACAAGUUAGUGAUAGAUCACUCAGUUCCUGUUGCAGGAAGCAUUGAACGAGGCUUCAGGUCCCAGGAUCGAAUCCCUCCACCCCUAAAUGUCAAAAAAGACGGCAUGCAGUAUCCCAAAUUCUUCCUUUUUGAUCAGGUCGGAAUCAGGGUGAGAAAUCACAAGAAGCUAUUGGUGCCAGUGAUGGAUUACGAUGACACAGGACCCAAUCCUAAGCAUGAUCCCAGGAAGAAACCUGGUGGUCACCCAUAAACUAAGUAACAAAAAAUUAUAUAGGAACUAUUUCUCUGUUUCCAGAGGUUUUGAUCCAGUAUUAGAUGAGGUGAUGUGGCAUAAUUAAAAUGAGUUUAUUCAGUACCAAUAAGAUGUUAGAACCCUACUUGUGGGUGUACUAAGUUGAUAAAAGAAUAUACUAUUGCAGUAAAUUCUAGAUGUUUUC